Messenger RNA from Etheostoma cragini (Arkansas darter), 3474 nucleotides. It is a transcript of the gene ptger2a, whose product is annotated as prostaglandin E receptor 2a (subtype EP2). The transcript has 4 exons. Gene Ontology annotation, molecular function: prostaglandin E receptor activity. Lineage: Eukaryota; Metazoa; Chordata; Actinopteri; Perciformes; Percidae. The record is from RefSeq and is a predicted model, not a curated record. Gene Ontology annotation, biological process: positive regulation of cytosolic calcium ion concentration; inflammatory response; cellular response to prostaglandin E stimulus. Bases 428 to 1540 code for a protein of 370 amino acids. Gene Ontology annotation, cellular component: plasma membrane.
UCACCACACCUCAACUUUUAACCGGAGCGGCUUCUAUAAGUGAACCGAACGAUGCAUCCGGAUACAUUUCUCUUCAGUCUGGACUGUAAACGGACAUAAAGGCUACACUACGGGGAGCAAGUUCUUAAAGAGGCUAUAAUCCAGCGAACAGCGCAACUGACGCAAACAUCUGCGUUCAUCUCCUACAAAACAUAAACCGCCGUCCAUGGACCCAACAUCUGGACACAUCUGCCCGAGCUAUCGUCUUUGUUUCGAGGAAGACACGUUUGGAGCCCUAAACUUAAGGCAUUCCCAGAGUGGAGACGCCGUGCACUGAACAGAACAAGUAGGAUGGCUGCAGACAACUUUUUAAGUACAGGUUUCUGACUCAUUUUUUGGAAGCAGAGACAUUUUCUUCCUAAUGAAAUCCAGCCAGUCUUGAGCAACAAUGGAACCAGAUAAUAACACAUGUCACAGGGAGCACCACAUCACAGGCACCGAGAGCCCGCUCAUCAGUGCCAUCAUGUUUGCCUUAGGAAUCUUUGGCAACGUGGCUGCCCUGGUGAUACUGGAAAUCCGGCGACGUAGAGACGCUAGGAUGAAAGAAACAAGGCGAAGUUCGCUGUUUCACGUCCUCAUCAGAUCGCUGGUGGUCACGGACCUGGCAGGGACCUGCCUGACCAGUCCGCUGGUGCAGCUGUCAUAUUCACGCAACAUUACCUUGGUAGGGAUGGCACCCGUCUCUCACGGCAUGUGUUCAUACUUUGGUGUCAGCAUAACCUUCUUCUGCCUGGCCACCAUGUCGCUUCUCUUCUCUAUGGCACUAGAGAGGUGCUUUGCCAUUGGGUACCCCUACCUGUACAGCCGGCACGUCACCAAGAAAUGUGCCUAUAUCUCAAUCCCGGUGGUGUUUGUGUUAUGUAUGUUAUUCUGUCUGCUCCCUUUUGCGGGAUUUGGUAAAUAUGUCCAAUACUGCCCUGGCACGUGGUGCUUCAUUGACAUGAACCCUCAACAAUCGGAGGACCAAGUCUACGCCAACCUGUACGCCACUCUGAUGCUAGUGCUGGUGCUGUCCAUAGUAGUGUGUAACGGGUUUGUGGUGUACCAGCUGUUCAGGAUGUACCAACGGCGGAGGAGGAACGGUGGCUCAAUGAUGGCGACCAAGAGAUCCAACAGCGAGCGCAGGGCGAUGUCCAUGGCUGAGGAGGUGGAGCAUCUCAUCCUGCUAGUCUUCAUGACCAUCAUCUUCAUCAUCUGCACAAUGCCUCUGGUGAUCCGGGUGUACAUCAACUCCAUUAAGGACCAGGAGUCUCACAAUGUGGACCUUAUUGUCUUGCGCUUCCUCUCCGUUAACUCCAUCAUCGACCCCUGGGUCUUUAUCCUGCUUUCCCCCAGCGUCCUGCACUUUUGCUGGGCUUCGGUUUGCCGGGCCCCCCUGGAAACCUCCAGGGGUUCCAUUUUUAAAUUAUCGAUUGCCAAGGGGAAUUCUCCGGCUAACCUCGAACUGUCUCGCCCACCCUUGGUAUACACCGAGAAUUUUCACUCUGUGGAAACUCUUUGACCAUUACAGUAGUUUAUUAUUUUAUAUUUAUUGUUCAUUGAAUUGGAAAGCAUGCACUCCUUAGUGAUACCAUGAAGCAGAGAGGUUUUGUGGGCCAUGACAUCCCUCUCAUGUGAGUAGGGUUUAUCGAUUUAUAUGAAUGUAUUUCCAUUAGAUCAUGGCCCUUUCUGUCUAAGUGACAAACAUUUUAACCAGUUCAAUCAGCUGGUGGCCACCUCUUGCCAUUUACUGGGUGUUUCCAGUCACUCUUAGCAUUUCAGCAUGUGGAAUGCAUACUGACUUCUCUACAGCGUCAUGGCUCCACAUAAACGCUGUGCAAGGGCAAGUAAAGUCUGUGUUCAGGCAAGUGGAAUACCUCAUGCAGCUGUCUGACUGGGUUAGAAAAAAAAUAAUGUAAUCUUGAGUGAGAGCUGCAGUUUAGCGAGCUAACCUGGUAGUGCAAAAAGGCCAAGUUUGAUUCAUACAGUUGUAUAACAAAUACACUUUUUGUUUUACAAUGAGAAAAUGGGUGUAAGAAGAAUUCUUUUUACAUUUUGUAAGAUUAUAGCCACAGUCGCUGGUCGAAAAAUUUACCAGCAAAGUCACAAGUUGAUACUUGUGUCAGUGUUCUUAUAUAAUUCCGGAUACUCUUAACGCUUUAAUACUUAAUAACCAUGUUAAUUAUCUCAAUGAUUCCUGUGAUAAAAGCAAAGGUUAAAAACACUGCACACAAUAGGUGAAAACGCUAGAGGCCCAGACGCCCCUGUUCCUCCAGUAAUUGAAGGAAUCCAUUAGAAUCAACCAAGCUAUGUAAUUACUACAGGUUAAUUGUAUGUUUUGGACGCUAAUACAUUAUAAUUGUCCAAUUCCCUAUUCAUUUUUUAAUUGGCCUAAAUUUUCCUUUUCACACAAGGAAGUUUAGCUACCGGGCAAGUAGGUGGCUGAUAAAGGUAAAUGUCAAGCCCUGAGCUGUGUAUUUUAAGUGUAAAAGCUCAACAUUUUGCAUCCUAUGCUGCUUAUGUUUCAUGCCAAUUAAAUUAACGAAAGGAAAAAGGCUGCUGGUGGGAGCAGGAAAAAGAAAUAAUUCUGUGAUGACCUGGAAUAGACAAACUGCAAAUGCGUUUGUCUACAUUGUAUUAGGACAGAGAAGUUUGGAUGAGAAGCAUGUGCAUGGAGAUGUAACAGAAGGCAACCUACUACAGAAGUCAUCCAUCAAGAAAGGAAGUAACCAAUGACUUGAGGCCUUGCUGUCCACGUCUUCUCUGAUUCAAAUUAUGUUUUCCAAACAGUUACUGGGCCACCAACAUUAACAUGUGAUAUUAGGGGAAUGACUCUCUUGAACACUUCAUCUUUAGAACAUUACCUUAUGACCUCUGGGCUUCUUGACCCCUGACUCUAACCCCUGGUCUGCUUUGGUAACAUUUCCCCUCACACUCCUACCAAAUUCUUGCUGGAAAGAUCAAAGGGCAAGAAGCCUGGAGAGAAAAGAUAGAUCUAAAAGUCUAAACUUCACUCAGGGAGAUGGUGGGAUUAAGGGAUAACACAGAUAAAAGGUUAUAUUCAUGAUAUAUUUAAUUCAAUUGUACAAUAUGUAGCAUAUAUUAUAUAACAUUUUAUAAAAAAGGGUUCUUCUGACUUGAAAACUUCUGCUUCUUAUAUAAUUAACAUCAGAGUGUAAAUAUUCUUUCAUAAUCUGGCUGUAAUUAUAACCCUUAUGAAAAAUGAAUAACACUUACUUGCAUCCAUCAACUUUAGAACCAAGGUGCCAUUUGAACUGCAUUGGUUUUAUUAGGGAACAUUGUGAAAGGCUAUUUUUGUUCAAUGUUUGUCUUUCCAGAGGCCCACUGGAUAUGGGACAAAGGACGUCCACUUAAAUUGCUGCUAAUAGCCCAGGUAAAAACCAUGAUUUCAGGCUCUAAUUACGUCCAUGUUCAAAUGCCAACUAAAGCAAAGCC